AUGGCAGAUUCUAGAUCUGUGGUAAGACUUAGAAGAGCUGAAAAACCAGUCCAUUAUACUUUACAAAUCAACUCAUUUUCUUCGCUGAAGGCUGCUGUUGCUGCUUCCAAUUGUGACAGAUAUGAAUCACAGGUCUUCAAUGUCGGAGAUGGGAAAACAAAAUGCUUUCAUGCAAUGAAAACAGAAUGGGGAUUUGAAAACUUGGUUUCACUUGACACUUUCAACGUUCCUUCAAAUGGAUUUUUGGUUGAUGAUUAUUGUGCUUUUGGAGUCGACGUUUUUAUUAUGAAAUUUGAUGGGAAGGGAGAGAUCCUUUCCUCUAUCAACCAACCAGAAAAUUACAAAUUUACUUGGAAAUUCAAGGAUUUCUCACAACUACGUCAAAAUCGUUACGAGUCCAAUGCUUUUACAGUGGAGAACUACCGUUGGAAGAUAUCCUUGUAUCCUAACGGAUACUCACAAGCAAGCUCUGAAUAUCUAUCAUUGUUUUUGGCAUUGGAUAGCGUCGAAGAACUUCCCUCAAGAUUCUCGAGUGUAAAUUUUGGCUACAGACGAAUUCGCCGGAAGGGGGUUGGACGAAUUUCAUAUUAUUAA
Cucumis sativus (cucumber) is the source of this 594-nucleotide messenger RNA. RefSeq lists its product as uncharacterized. The transcript has 5 exons. The coding region runs from base 1 to 594 and encodes 197 amino acids. The record is from RefSeq and is a predicted model, not a curated record. Lineage: Eukaryota; Viridiplantae; Streptophyta; Magnoliopsida; Cucurbitales; Cucurbitaceae. Gene Ontology annotation, molecular function: protein binding.